Messenger RNA from Marmota flaviventris (yellow-bellied marmot), 435 nucleotides. RefSeq names its product interleukin 9 (gene Il9). NCBI's taxonomy places the organism in Eukaryota, Metazoa, Chordata, Mammalia, Rodentia, Sciuridae. The record is from RefSeq and is a predicted model, not a curated record. Gene Ontology annotation, molecular function: cytokine activity; interleukin-9 receptor binding.
AUGCUUCUGGGCACCAUCCUCGCCUCCACCCUGCUCUUGUGCUCUGUGGCCAGCCAGAGGUGUUCCACCUCGGCAGGAAUCAGGGAUGUUGACUUCCUCCUCCAGAAGCUGAAGGAAGACUCAACCUCGAAAUGUAGCUGCAGCGCCAAUGUAACCAGUUGUUUGUGUCUGCCCAUCCCUUCUGACAACUGCAGCACACCGUGCUUCCAGGAGGGGCUGUCCCAGAUGACCAAUGCCACACAGAAAACAAAAUUCUCGCAGGUUUUCCUUCGGGUGAAAAGAUCGGUUGCCAUCCUAAAGAACAACAAGUGUCCAUUUUUUUCCUGUGAACAGCCAUGCAACCAAACCACACCAGGCAACAUGGAGACAUUUCUGAGGAGUCUCCUGGAAACAUUCCAGAAAGAGAAGAUGACAGGGGUGAAAAGCCAACUGUGA